GUAGUAGGUUUUGUAAUAGCACAAUAGUUCAAAAUGUUUAAGCAUUCGAUAUUUUUCGCUCUUCUGAUCGCCAUCGGAGCAGCACACCCUUACGGAACGAGUCAUGGAGGCCACGAGGACCUCAGCUUCGGGGCAUCUGUAGGGGCGCAUGGGGUUAAACAGAAUGAAGGGUUUGGAUCGCAUGGAAGUAGCGGAUAUGGAGCAUCAGCUGGAUUACAUGAUGGAGGACUCCAUGGAAAUUCAGGAAGCCACGGGGUAUCCCUAGGAUUUGACGAUGGUGAUCACUAUGGAAGUAGUGGAGGUUACGGUGGACAUGGAAGGUCUACUGGCGGGUUGCAUGGGAGUUCUGGUAGCCACGGAGCGUCCGUAGGUUUUGAUGAUAAUAACCAUGGAAGUAGUGGAAGUUAUGGCAGACGUGAUUCCGUUGGAAGCCACGGAAUAUCCUUAGACGAUGAUCACCUUGGAGGCGGUAGAAGUCACGGUGGAAGUGGAGGUUCUUUUGGAUUAAACAUUAACGGGAUGCAUGGGGGUUCCGAAGGCCACGGAAUGUCUUUAGGAUUUGACGAUGAUCACCAUGGAAGUGGUAGAAGUCACGGUAGCCAUGGAGAAUCGCAUGGUGCCGGGAUAAAGGGGAGUUCCAGUAGCCAUGGAGGAUACGGAGGAUCUUUAGGAAUGCAUGGCAACAAUCACCACGGAAAUUACGGAGGAUAUGGUGAUUCUGCUGGUAUGUACAUGGAUGGGCCGCAUGGGAGUAGGGGAAGUCAUGGAUAUGGAGGAUCUGCAGGAAUUGGAGAAGAUUUGUUCGGAAAUGAUCAUCAUCAGAGAAGUUCCGCAGGAGCUCACAAUGUACUAGGAAUAGGUCAUGCAGGAGGGAAAUCAUCAGCAGAAUUAUCCCUUGGUGGUGGUCAUAGCGGGGGUCAUAUUGGAGGUUACAAAACUAAUGGAUACUGAUAAAUAUUCUUGUUAUCUAAUAAAUACCAAGUAUUUAAUUAUCUAGUAUUAAAAUUGAAAAUAACAUUAUGUAUAUUGAAUAAGAAAUAAAAACAAAUAGGUUAGUCUAAAAUCAAAUGAUUUGUUUAAUUUUUGUUUGUCUUAAAAUAUUUUGACUCCCCUUUGGAGAAUAUCAAAAAAUUAACGAGGGGACAAAGUAUAUUAAAAAAUACUUUUUUAACAAUAUAAAAAAAUAGUUUACA
Molecule: messenger RNA, 1193 nt
Organism: Phyllotreta striolata
Lineage: Eukaryota; Metazoa; Arthropoda; Insecta; Coleoptera; Chrysomelidae
Source: the annotation of a GenBank genome assembly